This is a messenger RNA of Pelodiscus sinensis (Chinese soft-shelled turtle), 1562 nucleotides long. The record is from RefSeq and is a predicted model, not a curated record. NCBI's taxonomy places the organism in Eukaryota, Metazoa, Chordata, Testudines, Trionychidae.
AUCUGGUAUAUUUUGAAAUGUAAUGUUGACAGUUUGUUUUAAUGGUUAUAAAGCUUUUAAUUUUUUGAAUUUCAGUGUCAAUAACUAAUUGUCUGACCCUCCUCAGUUGCUUAAUGAAUAAAAAAAAAUCUAAAAAAGCUUUACUUACACUUACACACAAUUCUGACACAAAUCAAUUAAAAUGUAAAAGUCCCAGCUUCCAGUCAUAAGCUUGAACCACUAGACUAGGAAGUGUCUGGGCCAAAGAUAUCACAAAUAAGUUAUUCCUGUGGAAUCAGGGUCCUGAACUCUAUAGUAUUGUCUGUAGACUUACGGUUUUGUAUUAACGUGAUUAUUCAAUCAAAAUGUAAAGAACUGUAGCAAAGGAUUUCCAUAAGGAUGAGAAUAAGCGAAAGGCAUGGAAGGCUGGGUAAGAAUUUCAGUGUUCAUGCUGUCUUUAGUAUUUUGAUAGUCUAAAUCAGUGUCAUGAACUUAUCAGCAAGAGGGUGAAAGGAGUUCAUCAUAGUAUGGAACCAAGAAGUACAUUCAGGUGGUCCCUUUACAGGCUUUGUGCUUGAGGCACAAAUAUUUGCUGCAUGGACAUUUGGAAAAAACCCUCACAUGUUGCUUUCCUGGGUGUGUAAGUUUUGUUUUCAGCACCUCAUCCUUCGAGCGUGUGAUGGUUUUAUGAUAUUUGAUGGGAAUUUUCCUCAUUCUUUUUGCAGGAGACAGUUGCUGUAACCCUGAAAGCAUGGGAUACAUUAAAAAAAUAGUGGAAAAUAAAAUACCAGGAAUAUAUGUUCUGUCACUACAGAUUGGAAAAAACUUGUUACAGGAUAUGGAGAACAGUUACUUCAUGAAUGUGAACCAACAAGUGGCACUGGUUUGUGACCAGCUUGCGAGGGACCCUCACUUGCAAGGCGGCUACAAUUCUGUGGGAUUCUCCCAGGGAGGCCAAUUCCUGAGGGCAGUGGCACAGAGAUGUCCUUCUCCUCCGAUGUUCAAUUUGAUUUCCAUUGGAGGGCAGCACCAAGCUUAUCUUUCUGCCCUAGGUGUGUACGGCUUUCCACGCUGUCCUGGGGAGAGUUCCCGCAUCUGUGAUUGGAUCCGAAAGAUGCUGGACCUUGGAGUCUACACGAAGGUGGUUCAGGAACGCCUGGUGCAGGCAGAAUACUGGCAUGACCCCCUGAAGGAGGAGGAGUACCGGAAAAACAGCAUCUUCCUGGCUGACAUUAAUCAGGAGAAGGGCAUUAAUGCGACCUACAAGAAAAACCUGAUGGCUUUGAAAAAGUUUGUGAUGGUGAAAUUUCUCAAUGACACCAUGGUAGAUCCUCCAGCCUCAGAGUGGUUUGGAUUUUACAGAAGUGGGCAAGCCAAGGAGACCAUCCCACUACAGCAGACCUCACUCUACACAGAGGAUCAGCUGGGGCUGCAGCAGAUGGACAAGGCAGGAAAGCUGGUAUUCCUGUCUGUGGAAGGAGAUCAUCUUCGCUUUUCUGAAGAGUGGUUCUAUACAAACAUCCUCCCCUUCCUACAUUGAAGCCGAUGUGUCAGCAGCCUGACAAGAGGAAGUGACUUUUAUC